Molecule: messenger RNA, 687 nt
Organism: Hypanus sabinus (Atlantic stingray)
Lineage: Eukaryota; Metazoa; Chordata; Chondrichthyes; Myliobatiformes; Dasyatidae
Gene: cnih4
Product: cornichon family AMPA receptor auxiliary protein 4
Exons: 4
Coding region: 108-518 (136 amino acids)
Biological process (GO): endoplasmic reticulum to Golgi vesicle-mediated transport
Cellular component (GO): COPII-coated ER to Golgi transport vesicle; endoplasmic reticulum membrane
Source: RefSeq, a predicted model, not a curated record
AACCAACGAUACGGCAAGAGGGUUGAGGGAACACCGGAGGAUUCCGCCGGUCCCCUCGUGUGGCGCCAUCCAGCGGGGCUACGGCGCCACUGCACCGACUAUGCCAAAUGCUCCCCACUCCCCCGGAUAUUGUCUCUUCUGCCCCAACUACCCACCCACGUCCCAGCUCUCGAGGGAAUUAUCAAGUAUUCCCAUUACAACUUCUACCGCUGAAAUCACUAACCACAGCACACAUUUGGGUGUUACCAGAACUGAUUGGCCACAGUGCUGUCACGAUGUUGAUGCUGAUCUCGAUGCACUGGUUUAUCCUGCUGCUCAACCUACCCAUUGCUGCCUGGAACUUCUACAGGUACUUGUCUGUCCCCUCUGGAAAUGUGGGGGUCUUUGACCCAACUGAGAUACACAAUCGAGGCCUACUCAAGACUCACAUGAAGGAAGCCAUGAUCAAACUCGGCUUCCACCUGCUCUGUUUUUUCAUUUACCUGUACAGUAUGAUCCUGGCGUUGAUCAAUGACUGAGUGCCUUGACAGAGGGUGUGGAUAGUCACAAGUUUCAAGUUCAGGAUCCGGGACCGGGCUCUCACUUUAACUGGAAGUUGGAGGUUGCAUCAUAUGCAGUUUAUAUUUUGGACCCGACUGAAAUGUGUGUUGAGAUUAUCUUUUUUUAAAUAAAGUUAGUUUAAAUGUA